GAGGGAUGGAAGAAUUUUGGAUUGCUCUUUUAGCUGUGUUGAGCGGGUGAACGAGAGGAUUUUAUUUAUGUGGAUAGAAAAGGCUUAGAGCUGUUUCUUCUGGAAACUUUAAUGGCGUCCAUUCCCUGUACUAUUCAACUUAUCCUUCCUGCAACGGUUAAUACUUCUUCUUCUUCUGGGUCUUCUUUCGUCAAGUUUACUUCUCAGUUUCUGGGUAUUCGAAAGAAACUAGGAUGGUUCAGAGCUUCCAGAAUUGCACCCAAAAUCGGACCCAGUAGUGGUUCCAGAGCCAAAUGUUGGUUCAGGUUCGGAAAGAAUGGUGUUGAUGCUGAAGGUGCUGGUAUUUACGGUAGCCAGUCCCGUGAAGAUUUCGAUCGCGACGAUGUCGAACAGUAUUUCAAUUACAUGGGGAUGCUUGCAGUUGAGGGUACUUAUGAUAAGAUGGAGGUCCUUUUAAGCCAAAACAUUCACCCUGUAGACAUCUUAUUGAUGUUGGCUGCCUCAGAGGGGGACAAGCCAAAAAUUGAGGAACUGCUAAGAGCAGGAGCUACUUACAAUGUCAAAGAUGCGGAUGGAAGGACUGCACUUGAUAGAGCAGCCAGUGAUGAAAUCAAGGAAUUGAUCCUUGGUUUUUCAGUUCAGAAGGCAUGAUUACAGCUUCUUCUUUUUUCAUUUUUUUGGGUGUAAGAGCUUCCCCU
Messenger RNA from Telopea speciosissima, 698 nucleotides. Its product is annotated as protein LHCP TRANSLOCATION DEFECT. Gene Ontology annotation, cellular component: chloroplast envelope; chloroplast stroma. The record is from RefSeq and is a predicted model, not a curated record. Gene Ontology annotation, biological process: intracellular protein transport; granum assembly. The transcript is spliced from 2 exons. The coding region runs from base 112 to 651 and encodes 179 amino acids. Lineage: Eukaryota; Viridiplantae; Streptophyta; Magnoliopsida; Proteales; Proteaceae.